CCGUCUCCGGCUUUCGGAUGCAGGCCCCGGCAUAUCAGGGCUGUUGGAGUUGGCGGUCGAACGAUCGUCUCCCUAGCACGUUCUACCGGCUAUGGGGCAUUCGUCUGAUUGCCGGUUAUGCAGUUGUGCAAUACACCUCGAGGACCAUUUCACGUUGUGGAAGGCGUCACGGCGAGCGGAUCUCGCAGCUACCCCUAAAGACGAGAGGAACUUCUGCCUCCUCUCAUCAAUCUGUCCUGGUCGCCCAACUGCCAGACCAAUCCGCACGGUCACUCGGACACUUUUCAUUGGACUAGCUCCGAUGGACUUUCCACGCCUCUACGGCCUCAGACCGAUUCUUAUGGGGCAGCAAGCCGUGAUAGCCUUCGACGAGUUCGCAGCUCUUUCGAACCAUAAUGUGAUGGGCUGCAGCUUCGGUCUCAUGUCUUCCACUGAGGACCAAUGCCGAACUAACCUUCGCCAACACGCUGAACAUCGUCAUGUCAAGCUCGUCUCAGAUAUGCCUGCUCUCACUUUGCAUAGUUCCGAUCAUCGCAAUCACAGCGUGCUGCGUUCUUGCAUUGUCUCGUCGCCCCCCUUAUCGCCCAAUGCCCGGCCAGCGUCCUCUCUCCCAACCACCCUCUUCCGAACAAGCCUGCCUCAGGUAUCCUUGUCGUCGCUCACGACCCACCAUAGCCAGGUUUCUGACAAGGGAAGGCGAACGUUCAAAUGCCGGAUGUCUUCUGAGCGCGCAACUCCACUCCCUGAUCAUCGCCACCCAUGCAAUUUCCCCACGAGCUUCUAGUCGACGUUGCAUCAAGCGGUACACUCGUUACUUUUCCCGUGGCAAGCGAUGAUCUCGCGACGCACAACAUUGCGUACCCGGAGCGCACAACUU
Molecule: messenger RNA, 877 nt
Organism: Trematosphaeria pertusa
Lineage: Eukaryota; Fungi; Ascomycota; Dothideomycetes; Pleosporales; Trematosphaeriaceae
Exons: 2
Coding region: 92-784 (230 amino acids)
Source: RefSeq, a predicted model, not a curated record